This is a messenger RNA of Diaporthe citri, 1398 nucleotides long. RefSeq lists its product as uncharacterized. NCBI's taxonomy places the organism in Eukaryota, Fungi, Ascomycota, Sordariomycetes, Diaporthales, Diaporthaceae. Bases 1 to 1398 code for a protein of 465 amino acids. The record is from RefSeq and is a predicted model, not a curated record. The transcript has a single exon.
AUGGCCGUCCAAAAAGCACCUCCACCGUCCCGUCCGGAGCCCAACGACGAGACCUUCCAGCUGCAGCUCUCCUCGGGCAACGGGCCCGUCUACCGCACCGUCCUCCGCACGCCACCGCGCGACGCGACCCCCGCCGAGAUCCCCAUAAUCGACAUCUCGGGCAUCUUCAGCGCCUCCCUGACCGACCGCAAGGCCGUGGCCACCCAGAUCCACGCCGCGGCGACCAACAACGGCUUCUUCUACAUCCGCAACCACGGCGUGCCCGCCGCCGUCACCGACGCCGCCCACGCCGCCUGCUUGUCCUUCUUCCGCCAGCCCCAGGAUGUCAAGAACCUCGCCAACGCGGCGCAGUCGGCCUAUUUCAACGGCUACAAGCCCCCGCGCACCCAGCGCAUCAACCCCUCCGAGUCGGUCGACAACCGCGAGACCUUCUCGUGGACCUACGACCCGCGCUGCGACCCGGCCGUGCCCUCGCUCGAGUCCGUCCCGCCGCGCGUCCGGGCCUUUCUCCGCAUCGAGCCGGAUGCCGAUAUCAACGACGCCGGCUCACCGGGAGAAAGAGAGGACCAGAACCAUCUCCGGCGCUUCCCCUGGUCCCGGACAAAGACAGUCCCUCACUUCGCCCCCGCCGUCAUCGAGUACUGGCGGUCCUGCCUCACCCUCGCCCGCGCCCUCGUGCGGUCAUUCGCCCUCUCACUGGACCUCGAGGAGACCUUCUUCGACUCAAAGGUGACCCACCCGGACGCAGCCCUCGCCCUGAACUACUACCCACCACUCCCGCCAACCCCACCGCGGUCUCCCGAGCAUUUCAAAGCAUCAUCACCAGCUUCUUCGUCAUCACCAUCACCCUCCCCACCCCCACAAGCACGACCAGACCAGCAGCAGCAGCAGCAGGAGCAGGAACAGGUCUCGAUCGGCUCCCACACCGACUUCCAGCUCUUCACCAUCCUCUGCCAGGACGCCGUCCCGGGCCUGCAGGUCCUCUCCCGCGAGGGCCAGUGGCUCAACGCCCCGCCCGUCCCGGGCACCUUGGUCGUCAACAUCGCGGACUACCUGCAGCGCAUCACAAACGACCUGUACGUGUCCACCGUGCACCGCGCCAUCAACAACGGCGGCACGCCACCCUCACCCAUCUCGCAUCACAGCAGCCGGCAGCAGCAGCAGCUGCAGCAGAGUCGCCACAACAGGGAGCGCGUCAGCAUGCCCUUCUUCUUCGGCUUCAACAUGGACGAGAGCUGCGCCGUGCUCGACAGCUGCGUCGCCGCCGCCGGCGGGGUCAGGAGGUACGACGAGGUCAGCUGCCACGACUGGGUGCGGCGCCGCGUGGAAGCCAUGCACGACACGAAGGGGGAGGCGGGAGAGGGGGAGGGAGAGGCUGCGCGUGGGGAUGAUAGGUGA